Molecule: messenger RNA, 654 nt
Organism: Pedinophyceae sp. YPF-701
Lineage: Eukaryota; Viridiplantae; Chlorophyta; Pedinophyceae
Source: the annotation of a GenBank genome assembly
AUGAGGCCCGUCAGCGUCGAAGUCAUCUCCGACAACGUCUGUCCCUGGUGCUGGGUGGGCAAGCGUCGUCUGGAAAAGGCCAUCAAGUCGGUCGAAGCAUCUGGCAACGGAGCGCCUGUGUCGGUGAGCUUCCGGGCCUUUCAGCUGCGGCCCGACGCGCCAAAAGCUGGAGUCGACAAAGUGGAGAUGUACCAGCAGAAGUUCGGGCCGGGCUGGAUGUCGAUCGUGGGGCGGGUGCAGAAGGCGUUCGAGGCCGAGGGGCUCGAAUUGAACAUGGGCGGUCUGACGGGCAACACAGUAGACUCCCACCGUGCGCUGUGCUGGGCGCAGUCGACGGGCGGCCCCGCGGCGCAGCAGGCACUGGCCGAGGAGAUCUUCGCGGCGUACUUCACGCGGAACGAGCACAUCGGGGACGCCGGCGUGCUCGCGGACGCGGCGCGGCGAGCGGGGCUCAACGCAGAGGAGCUACAGGCGGUGCUGGCAUCGGACGAGUACGCGGAGGAGGUGGACGCCGACAUGCAGUACGCGCGCUCGCUGGGGGUGUCCGGCGUGCCGUACUUCGUCAUUGACGGCAAGGUCGGGCUGUCUGGCGCGCAGCCAGCAGAGGAGCUCGCUAGUGCCAUCUUGCAGGCGUCUGGGAGGGGGGCUGCGUGA